Messenger RNA from Colletotrichum spaethianum, 549 nucleotides. Its product is annotated as putative glucose transporter rco-3. The record is from RefSeq and is a predicted model, not a curated record. Lineage: Eukaryota; Fungi; Ascomycota; Sordariomycetes; Glomerellales; Glomerellaceae. Bases 1 to 549 code for a protein of 182 amino acids. Gene Ontology annotation, molecular function: gluconokinase activity. The transcript is spliced from 2 exons. Gene Ontology annotation, cellular component: cytoplasm.
AUGUCGCGUCCGAAACAGCAUAUUGUCUUCCUGACGGGACCAACGGGGACGGGCAAGACUACGAUAGCAAAGUACCUUACAGAAUCACUUCACAUGACCUUCAUUGAAGGCGACGAUUACCACCCCAAAGAAAACGUGGAAAAGAUGCACAGAGGCGAAGCCCUCACCGACGACGACCGCUGGGGCUGGCUCGAUAACCUCCGCGACGAGGCCCUCCGCGAGCUGGAGCGCGACGGCCUGCGGGGCGUAAUCGUCACCUGCUCCGCGCUGAAGCGAGCCUACCGCGACGUCCUGCGUGGCGCCUCGCACCCGGAGAAGGACAUCUUUGUCAACUUUGUAACCCUGCACGCCCCUGAGGAGGUGCUCUUCGAGCGCGUCAAAAACAGGCACGGCCACUUCGCAGGUUCGAACCUCGUGCACAGCCAGUUCCAGAGCCUGGACCCGCCGCAUGAGGACGAGCCCGAUGUUGUCGGAGUCGAUGUGCAGCCGCCGGUCGAGGAGGUCAAGAGGGAUGCGCUGAAGAAGCUAGAGGGAUUGCUGAGUAGAUGA